Cynara cardunculus var. scolymus (artichoke) is the source of this 1120-nucleotide messenger RNA. Its product is annotated as 25.3 kDa vesicle transport protein-like. The coding region runs from base 216 to 872 and encodes 218 amino acids. Gene Ontology annotation, cellular component: endoplasmic reticulum membrane; endoplasmic reticulum-Golgi intermediate compartment; Golgi membrane. Lineage: Eukaryota; Viridiplantae; Streptophyta; Magnoliopsida; Asterales; Asteraceae. The record is from RefSeq and is a predicted model, not a curated record. Gene Ontology annotation, molecular function: SNAP receptor activity. The transcript has 6 exons. Gene Ontology annotation, biological process: vesicle fusion with Golgi apparatus; retrograde vesicle-mediated transport, Golgi to endoplasmic reticulum; endoplasmic reticulum to Golgi vesicle-mediated transport.
AAGCAAAUACCGAGAAAAUUUACAUUUCUCUGCGUUUCUUCAUCCGGUCAUCCCUUUACUGUAUCCAUCCCCAAUUUAUCAAAUCACACCCUCCUUCCAAAACCCUAUUAUUAUUUCUCCCUCAUUUUUCUACAAUUCCACCCUACAUCGAUCGGAUCAUCAAUCCGCAUGAUCACUACUUGAAAUUUCUCAGUUGACAGCUUCUCAAAGUAAAGAUGGUGAAGCUGACGAUGAUUGCUCGUGUCACUGAUGGCCUUCCGCUAGCUGAGGGACUGGAUGAUGGUCGUGAUAUGCAGGAUGCAGAGUUCUACAAACAGCAAGUCAAGGCUUUGUUCAAGAACCUUUCAAGGGGACAAAAUGAAGCCUCGAGGAUGUCUGUUGAAACUGGUCCUUAUAUUUUUCACUAUAUCAUUGAAGGGCGGGUGUGUUAUUUGACAAUGUGUGAUCGUGCUUAUCCAAAGAAACUGGCGUUUCAAUACCUUGAAGAUCUUAAGAAUGAAUUCGAGCGUGGUUAUGGGAAUCAAAUAGAAACUGCUGCAAGACCGUAUGCUUUCAUAAAAUUUGAUACAUUUAUACAGAGGACUAAGAAAUUGUACCAGGAUACAAGAACUCAGCGGAACAUUGCUAAGUUGAAUGAUGAGCUCUAUGAAGUUCACCAAAUAAUGACUCGUAAUGUACAGGAAGUCCUCGGUGUUGGUGAAAAGUUGGACCAGGUCAGUCAAAUGUCAAGCCGCUUAACUUCAGAUACCCGCAUAUAUGCUGAUAAAGCAAGAGAUCUAAAUCGACAGGCUUUGAUCAAGAAGUGGGCUCCUGUUGCAAUUGUUCUUGGAGUUGUUAUCCUACUGUUCUGGGCCAGAAAGAAGAUAUGGUGAUCAUGUGGCUUCGUUUGUUCCAUUUUUCUCAGUUCUGGGGGUUUAAGUUAAUUCUCCUUGCAUUAUCCUCCAUUUUCACCUUGAACUGGAAAGUUUUGUUUUUUAUGUGCCUUAAACAUGUAGACGAGUUCAAUGCCAGCAUUCACAAACCUCACUUUUGUCACAUGAAUUUGGUGUAAUGUUACUGAUUACUCUUUCAGAUUUGGAGGCAUAUGAUAACCUAGCAACCAGGCACCUUUCUUUCUUUA